UCUCUGAUUGCUUCUCUUUCACGCAUUUCAAGUUCUGAUGCCUUCCUGUUUCAACCAACAUCCCGGUCAGAUUCCACAGAUCUGGAAGUGAAAACCGAUCGCCACUGAUGUCAGCUCCCCAGACGCUCGGCGGUCCUUCCCGGUGCGGCCGCGUUCUGGGCCCAUCUCUCGACAAGAUCAUCAAAAACGCCUCUUGGCGGAAACACUCUCACAUCGUUUCCUCAUGCAAAUCCGCCCUCGAAAAGCUCGAGACCCUCUCUGAUAGGGCCUUACCCGAUCCCACUUCUCCUCUACUCGGCCUUUCCGUUUCCGAUGCCGAAUUUUCCCUCAAUCCUAUCAUUCUCACUCUCAACUCCAAUCACGCCAAACUCGCCGACCCCGCCCUCGAAUGCGUCUUCAAGUUAUUCUGUCUUGGCUACGUUCGCGGCGAGAUUGACAGCAAUCUCCCCAAUUCGAUCCUCUUCAAAAUUGUCGAAAGUGUUUGCAAAGUCGAUGGCAUUGGCGACGAAUCGAUAGAGCUUGCUAUGCUCCGAGUUUUGCUGUCCGCCGUUGGAUGCCCUUGCGUUUUGGUCCGUGGCGAUUGCUUGCUUCUCGUCUUUAAAACUUGCUAUAAUGUGUAUUUAAGUGGUUUAAACGGAACCAAUCAGAUCUGUGCUAAGUCCGUUCUAGCUCAGAUUGUGCUCAUUGUGUUCACCCGGGCAGAAGAGGAUUCCAUGGAUGUUUCUAUCAAAAUAGUUCCGGUUAGUGAGCUUAUAGAGUUUACUGAUAAGAAUUUAAACGAAGGGGGUUCAAUUUUUUAUUGUCAGAAUCUUAUUAGCGAGGUUGUGACUACUAGUGAAGGGGUUCCGGAUUUGAAGUUUUCACAGCCCAGUAUGAGUCCGGAAUUGCAGAAUGGUGAGUCGAAUGGGGAGAAGGAAGAAGUUGGCGAGGAAGAGGUGAAGGAAGGGAUGGAAUCGAGUUCCAUUGGCAAUAUUAGUAAAAUUAGGGAGGAUGGAUUUCAUGUUUUUAAAAAUUUGUGUAAGUUAUCCAUGAAGUUUUCUUCACAGGGAAAUCCUGACGAUGAGAUCCUUUUAAGAGGGAAAACAGUGUCUUUGGAACUCCUCAAGGUCAUUAUGGAUAAUGGGGGUUCAGUUUGGCUCACAAAUGAGAGGUUUCUUAAUGCAAUUAAGCAGUAUCUCUGCUUAUCAUUGUUAAAAAACAGUGCUUUGUCAGUGAUGUCAAUUUUCCAGCUCUCGUGUUCUAUUUUUAUGAGCCUUCUAACAAAAUAUAGAUCAGGGUUGAAAGCUGAAAUUGGAAUAUUCUUUCCCAUGUUAAUCCUCCGAGUUCUUGAGAAUGUUCUCCAGCCAAGUUUUGUGCAGAAAACGACUGUCCUUAAUAUGUUGGAAAAGAUUGUUGAGGAUUCACAGAUUAUCACUGAUAUAUUUGUGAACUAUGACUGCGAUGUGGAUUCACCAAACAUAUUUGAAAGGAUUGUCAAUGGCCUUCUUAAAACUGCUCUAGGGCCUCCACCUGGUUCAACCACAACUUUGUCUGCAAUCCAGGAUAUUACUUUUCGGCAUGAAUCAGUAAAGUGCUUAGUUGGCAUCAUUAUAUCAAUGGGAGCUUGGAUGGAUGGACAUCUAAAGAUAGGUGACUCCAACAUACAUAAGAGCUCUGAGAAUGACACUUCAGCAGAGAGCUAUUCAACCCCGACUGCCGAAGAUGGAAUUUUUCCUGACUGUGAGUUGCAUCUAGAAAUGAAUUCUGAAGUAUCAGAUGCUGCUACACUUGAGCAACGCCGAGCUUAUAAAAUUGAACUCCAGAAAGGUGUUUCAUUGUUCAACAGGAAGCCAUCCAAAGGCAUUGAGUUUCUUAUGAACUCUAAAAAAAUUGACAACACUCCAGAAGAAGUGGCAUCUUUUCUGAGGAAAAACACUACUGGACUGAAUGAAGCCAUGAUUGGUGAUUAUUUGGGUGAAAGAGAAGAAUUUGCUUUGAGAGUCAUGCAUGCUUAUGUGGAUUCCUUUAAUUUCAAAUCUAUGGAUUUUGGUGAAGCCAUUAGGUUCUUCCUACGUGGCUUUAGGUUGCCAGGUGAAGCACAAAAAAUUGAUCGCAUCAUGGAAAAGUUUGCUGAGCGCUAUUGUAAAUGCAAUCCAAACUCAUUUACUAGUGCAGAUACAGCCUAUGUACUGGCAUACUCUGUCAUAAUGCUCAACACUGAUGCUCAUAACGACAUGGUCAAAGAUAAGAUGACUAAGUCUGAUUUCAUCCGAAACAACCGAGGAAUAAAUGAUGGCAAGGAUUUACCUGAGGAGUAUCUUGGUGCUCUUUAUGACCAGAUUGUGAAAAAUGAAAUUAAGAUGAAUGCUGAUUCUGCUGUUCCUCAAUGCAAGCAGGAAAAUAGCUUAAACAAGUUAUUGGGUUUGGAUGGUAUACUGAAUCUGGUUAGUUGGAAGCAAACAGAAGAUAAGCCAUUGGGUGCAAAUGGGCUUCUUAUAAGACACAUUCAAGAACAGUUUAAGGCAAAGGCGGGAAAAUCGGAGUCUGUUUAUCAUUCUGUUUCAGAUGUUUCAAUCUUGAGAUUUAUGGUGGAGGUCUGCUGGGGACCUAUGCUGGCUGCAUUUAGUGUUACUCUUGAUCAAAGUGAUAAUAGACUUGCUACUACACAAUGCUUACACGGCUUUCGACACGCUGUGCAUGUAACUGCAGUACUGGGCAUGCAGACACAGAGAGAUGCUUUUGUCACAUCUGUGGCAAAGUUCACUUAUCUCCAUUGUGCUGCAGACAUGAAACAAAAGAAUGUUGAUGCUGUAAAGGCAAUAAUAUCUAUUGCCAUUGAAGAUGGUAACCAUCUUCAGGAAGCUUGGGAGCAUAUAUUGACCUGCCUGUCCAGAAUUGAGCAUUUGCAACUGUUGGGAGAAGGUGCUCCAACUGAUGCAUCCUUUUUAACCGAGUCAAACACUGAAACAGAUGACAAGACGCCAAAAUCUGCCGAUCUUCAAUAUUUGAAGAACAAAGGAACCCUCCAGAAUCCAACUGUAAUGGCAGUUGUCCGAGGAGGUUCAUAUGAUAGCACUACUGUUGGAAUCAAUAGUUCUGGACUGGUAUCUCUGGAGCAAAUUAAUCACUUCAUUGCUAACUUGAAUUUAUUGGACCAGAUUGGAAAUUUUGAGUUGAACCAUGUUUUUGCACAUAGCCAGAGGUUAAACAGCGAAGCAAUAGUGGCAUUUGUGAAAGCCCUUUGCAAAGUUUCUAUAUCAGAGUUGCAGUCUCCUACAGAUCCUCGGGUUUUUAGCCUCACUAAGCUAGUUGAAAUUGCGCACUACAAUAUGAAUCGCAUCAGAUUAGUUUGGAGUCGCAUGUGGAAUGUUCUUUCUGAUUUCUUCGUUUCGGUCGGAUUGUCUGAAAAUUUAUCUGUAUCAAGUUUUGUGAUGGAUUCAUUGCGGCAACUUGCUAUGAAAUUCUUAGAACGUGAGGAGCUUGCAAAUUACAAUUUCCAGAAUGAAUUUUUGAGACCUUUUGUGAUUGUUAUGCGGAAAAGCAACUCUGCAGAAAUAAGGGAAUUAAUAGUUCGAUGCAUUUCUCAGAUAGUCCUCAGUCGUGUCAGGAACGUGAAAUCUGGAUGGAAAAGUGUUUUUAUGGUGUUCACAGCAGCUGCUGCGGAUGAGUAUAAGAAUAUUGUCUUGGUUGCUUUCGAGACAAUGGAAAAAAUAGUGCGAGAAUACUUUCCUCAUAUAACUGAGACUGAGGCUGCUACAUUUACUGAUUGUGUAAGAUGCCUCAUCAAGUUCACAAAUAGCAGAUUUAACAGUGAUGUUAGCCUUAAUGCUAUUGCAUUUCUACGGUUCUGUGCUUUCAAACUUGCUGAGGGAGGACUUGUUUGCACUGAUAAGAGGUUGGAUGAUGGUUCAUUUGUUUCAAUUGUUAAAGAGGAUGAUUUAGAUGUGCAAAGUUUCACCGACAUUGAUGAUCCUGGAUCAUAUUGGGGUCCUCUGCUAACAGGUUUAUCAAAACUAACAUCUGAUUCGAGAUUAGCUAUCCGAAAGAGUUCGUUGGAAGUGCUUUUCAACAUCCUGAAUGAUCAUGGUCACCUUUUCUCACGAACAUUCUGGCUUGGUGUUUUUAGUUCUGUUGUUCUCCCCAUAUUUGAUGGUGUGUGUGAAAAGAGUGACAAGGCUAUAAAAACUGAGCAGGAUUCACCAACUGCUGAAUCUCCUCAUCGUGAUGGAAGUAACUGGGACACUGAAACUUCUACCGUGGCAUCUCAGUGUCUAGUAAAUUUAUUCAUUAGUUUUUAUGAUGUAUUAAGGCCUCGGCUACCAGAUGUGGUAUACAUACUGACAGGAUACUUGGGAAGUUCAAUACAAGGUCGCGCAAGCAUUGGAGUUGCAGCGAUGUGUCGUUUGACGAGAGAGUUAGGAAGCAGACUUUCAGAAGAAGAGUGGAGAGAAAUAUUUCUUGCUUUUAAAGAAACAGCCACUUCAACUUUGCCUGGGUUUAAGAAGCUUUUGAGAACCAUGGAUGACAUCAAGGUGCCUCACAAUUCUCAAUCCUAUUCUAAUACCGAAACAAGUUCUGAUCAUGGAUUCACCAAUGAUGAUGUUGAGGGUGAUAAUCUGCAAACCAUGGCUUACGUGGUUUCGAGAAUGAAGAGUCAUAUUUCCAUCCAGCAACACAUUUUACAGGUUCUAACUGAUAUAUACAAAACACACAUGCAAUUCUUGUCGGCUGCAAAUACCAUUAUCGUUGUCGAGAUAUUUUCUUCCAUUUCAUCACAUGCUCUGGAGCUGAACUCUGAGACAAGAAUGCAGCAGAAAAUACAGAUAGCGUGCUCAAUCUUGGAGCUCUCUGAACCUCUCAUGCUUGGCUUUGAGAAUGAGGCUUAUCACAAUUACCUCAACUUCCUCCAAGAGUUUGUUGAAAACAAUCCGUCCAUCUCCAAAGAGAUGAAUCUAGAAUCACUACUUGUAGAAGUGUGUGAAAAAAUAUUGCAAAUAUACCUUAACUGUACCACUGAUCACCAGAAUAUGCCGGUGACCCAUUGGAUUCUUCCAUUAGGUUUUGCCAAGAAGGAAGAAUUGGCAGCUAGAAGUCCAUUACUUGUGUCAGCAUUGAAGGCAUUGAGUGGUUUGGGAAGGGAUUCCUUUAGAAAAUACAUAUCAAAUAUCUUUCAUCUGUUGGUCGAUCUUGUCCGGAGUGAGCACAGCUCGGGUGAAGUUCAACAUGUUCUCCGCAACAUAUUCCAGUCAUGUGUAGGUACAAUAAUCAUGCAAUAAUUUUAAUUUUUUGUUUUAGAAUAUAUUACAUUUAGAUGCAUUAUGUCACAGUUUCGAUCACAUAGUUGGCUUGAUGAUUAGCCAAGAUAUAGCCUUUUAUGAGUUCUUUUUCUUUUGUUUCAUAUAAAAAUAGUGUACAUGUUAAUCGACAUCUUGAUGAUAUGAAUUGAAAUUUUCUUCACUUACUGA
This is a messenger RNA of Hibiscus syriacus, 5444 nucleotides long. Its product is annotated as brefeldin A-inhibited guanine nucleotide-exchange protein 1-like. The transcript is spliced from 11 exons. The coding region runs from base 108 to 5255 and encodes 1715 amino acids. Gene Ontology annotation, cellular component: trans-Golgi network. Lineage: Eukaryota; Viridiplantae; Streptophyta; Magnoliopsida; Malvales; Malvaceae. Gene Ontology annotation, biological process: regulation of ARF protein signal transduction. Gene Ontology annotation, molecular function: guanyl-nucleotide exchange factor activity. The record is from RefSeq and is a predicted model, not a curated record.